GCUCUUCAUCGUCGCCGCCAGCUUCCUCUGCAAUGGCAUCAUCUUCGGGGUCAUCAACUCCUACAGCGUCUUCUACGUGCAGCUGCUCGCCAAGCUGGAGCGCAACGGAGUCUCCGAGGCGUCUUCCAAGGCCUCCCUCGUUGGUGCCCUGGCCAUGGGAACAACUUUCAUCCUCUCUCCUGUUGCGGGCGUCCUCACCGACCGCUUUGGAAUCCGCCUGACAACGUUCGUUGGCGGCGCGCUGGCCUCGGGUGGAAUGUUCCUCUCCUCUUUGGUGGAACCAAUAGAACUUCUCUGUUUCACAUAUGGAAUCAUGUUUGGAACAGGAGCCUCCCUGGUCUACACUCCUUCCCUUGUAAUUCUGGGCCAUUACUUCAAGAAAUACAUGGGCAUUGUGAAUGGAUUUGUAACUGCUGGGAGCUCUGUAUUCACUAUAGUGAUGCCUUUUGUUAUCGAAGGCCUGCUGACUGCCGUGUCAAUGGAGUCGUGUAUGCAGUUUCUUGCUGGUCUAAUGGCGCUCAUGAUGCUAUGCGCAGUGCUGUUUAAGCCAGUCAAACCAGCCAGUGAUGCGUCUAACAACGUAAAAACUGGUUUCAAAUCACUGCUGAAUGUGGACAUAUGGAAGAAAAAGAAGUAUGUUAUUUGGGCAAUUGCUGUUCCUUCAGCGCUUUUUGGGUACUUUGUUCCCUACAUACACAUGCUGAAAUUUGUGCAAGACUCUUUCCCUCAAGAAGAUGGAAAGCUCUUGAUAAUGUGUCUUGGAGCUACUUCUGGAUUAGGCAGAUUAAUUUUUGGAAAGAUUGCAGACAUUCCAAAAGUCAAUCGAAUAUUUCUACAACAAAUAUCGUUUGUAGCAAUUGGCUGCCUUACCAUGCUACUGCCAAUAGUAAACAAGUUUGGCAUUCUCGUGGUAAUAGCGUUGUGCAUGGGACUGUUCGACGGGUGUUUCAUCAGUCUUCUUGGUCCAAUAGCUUUUGAAAUAUGUGGUCACAAAGGAGCUCCACAAGCAAUUGGCUUCUUACUUGGAAUGUGCUCAGUGCCAUUAACAGUGGGGCCACCAGUCGCAGGUAUUAUAUACGACCACACCAAAUCGUACACAAUACCUUUCCUGCUGGCUGGAGUGCCCCCAAUUGUCGGAGGAAUCGCGCUGUACUUGGUACAGUGCGUUACAGACGACGAUGAUGAAGACAGAGCUAUGAGCGAAGCCAAGUCUCUACAAGUAAUAGACACUCCCGCUGCAGUCGAAGACAAUAAGCUGGGAGUUAUAACUAACUGUAAUUCACCGAGCCAUCCAUUAACACUCGAAAAUGGAACAGUUGACAAACAUAUAAGUACUGGAAAUGACUGUGCUGAUGAUGAUGUACUUGGGGAACUACCACACAUAACCGAGGCAGAAUCUCUUCUUGAGGAAGUGAACAGAGCAAUGAAUGGAAAAGUUGGAGUUUGACAGUGUUCUAUGUAAUGAAAUGUAAUUUUGUCUCUAAAGACUAAAAAUAAUCUACAGGGACUGAUGUACAAUUUUUACAGUGGUUUCCAACAUACAUUUUACAAUAAAAGAAAUAUUAACUACAAAUACAAUUUGUAACUUUGUGAAACACACUUCAUUCUUUUUCUUGUUCUCAAUGGGAUAAAGCUGAACAUGACAUGUUUAUGCAUUUCUUUUUAUGUUUGCUUCUACUAUGUCUUUUCAUGGGAAGAAGUAGUGUUUAGUGUUCAUCUUAUUUCAAUUCCAGUAGAAGCAUUUACUGAGUGAAACAAUCGAGCGUGAAAUCACUAAUGUCUUACUUAUUGCACAUGCAUUUGUACUUACAUGGUUAUGUCAACAAUUUUAAGCAUUAUUGUCACAAGCAUUUCCAAAAUUCGCUGUUUUUUAUAUUCAGUUCAUGAUUAAGAUCUGUAAAAUAUUUAUUUGUAAUCAUUACAACUAUUUAUAUUUUCUAAUACAGCUUUAAUUCCAAGAAGUGCAAUUUUAUUCGAUAGUGAAGUUAGGUGAUACACCAUUCUUUUUCGAAUAUUUAAUUUCCAUGUAAUGGACUUUAUAUAUUUCCAUUUUGAUUUUCCUAAGUUGAUUGUUAUUUUUUCCUUUAUGAUUCCGCACCUUCAUAAAUAUGCAUAAGUCCUUUUUUGCAACACUAGUCUAAGACCACAGGAUAUAUGAGACCGUAGUACUGAUUUCCAAUUUUUUUUAUUGCUGUUAUUUAGCUGGAGAACUCUAUAUGUAUAAAAUGCUAAAUGUUCCUAGUAUAACAGUGCCUGUUGUGAUACUAGAUUGUGACAGUGAUCUCCAAAUUUGUGUUCUCCGUAUAACAGCUAAAUUUCAAAUGUUUUUGUUUUACUGGAAAAAUUUCAAAAAUUUUGUUAAAGCAUUUCUAUUUAUUUAUGCCACUGUUUAAUACAAGGGUGAAUGACACUACCAGCUUGCUACAGGAAGUUGUAACCUUAAACAACUUACAUAUCUUUGACAUAUCUUUCAAUUCAAUCAGUGGUAUCAAUAUCAUGACAAAUGUAAGAAAUGUACAAUUUUCAAAACAGUUUUAAUUAUCUUUACCAAAAUUUUAUUAACUCUUAUGCCACUUCUUUUGUUAGGGGUUACCCAUAUGACCUUUACCUCCUCUAAGAAAAUCCUGUAUGUCUUAAUAAUUUAUGAAACUGCUCUAGCUACUUUACUGGGAAAUUUAUUAAUGGCUCUUUUCCUUUAUUUGAUUAAAAAUUUCUGAAUUUGGUUUUUGUUGAGACAUAAUGUAUAAAAUUUGUAUCAUCUAUCUGUACUUAAGUGUUUAAAAUAUCCUGUAGAGCAGCAACGACAUAUCUGCAAGUUCUUUUGUUUUUUGACUAUUAUGCAAAAAAUAAUUUAAAACUAUUUUAAGAAGGAAUUAAGUGUAAAUUGCUUUAGUAACUCAAUUUAACGUAGGUCUCAUGCAUUACAGAGAUGCUUAAUAUAUCUUAAAUGAGCAUUUUGUUUACAAAAUAAAUAUUUUGGAACUUUAGCAAUAAAUUUCCUAGGUUUACUGAAAUAGACCAAACAACUUAUCUGUCAGUACCAUCAUUACUUAACUCAUAGAGGUCCUGGUAUUUAUCAAAAAAUCUUACAAAAGGGAAUGCCAGCUGUGGGUAACAAGUAUACCUAAAUACGAACAUAUCUGUAAGAAAUACCUGCCACAAUUAUAUUGAUAAACCUAUUCGAUUUUAUUCCAUAUUAAGACAAUAGUUGUUUGCUCAGCGGAAGUGUUAUUAUUUUGACGAAUUAUUGUCCUGACAAGACGCAAUUCCUAAUAGAAAUAAUGUAGAAAUUGAGAAGAUGUACUUUUUUGAACCACAAGUUUCUGUUUUAGAGACAAAAUAGGAAUAUUUUCACACAAAUAAAAGAAUAAUAGCAGGUUACUCAGAACCUAGAUUAAGAGCAUGGAUAGAGGAAAGUUUAUGAAGAUUACCUAGUAAUGCUUCUUGAAUGGAUUACAGGUAGUGGACCAGUGCCACGGCUUAAAUGGCCUUCCCACAUAGCAUAAGUGUCUUUAAUUUUCUGGAACAUGAACUGGUCAUCAUACACAUCGCAUUAUCUCAUCACAUUUCUGCACCUAGCACCAGCCCUCCCUCUCAGUUUACUGUAAAUGUUUAGUGUCUGAUCCUUUUUCCCCAUUUCUUAUCCUUAAUCAAGCUUCAUUCUUCCUUAGUGACAGUUUUUCUUGCACACCAUACCACAUACGUCAUCCUCAGACUCUCUGUCUCAUAUGCCCUCUCUCUUUCUUUCUUAUGUCAUCUCAACUUCUUUAGCCUCUGCUUCCAACACAGUUACCCCAACAUCUAUAUACACCACCAUAAUUGUAUCCCUUUGCUUCUGUCAUUUUAUUCCAUCUUACGUCAUCUGUAAUGUGGCACUACCUCAGUAAUGCUCCCUUAUAAUGUUACAUGGCAAAACCUCAUAGAUGCCAUUCCUCCACUAUCCUUUAUCCAUGCAUCUACAUGAUGUUUGUCAUUUUUUUAUCCCUCAGCUCCUCUUCUCUAGCUGUUGUGAAGAAACUUGUGGUUAGAAUAUUAUUAUGUGUAAAAAUUUACUGAGAAAGUUUUGACUGGCUUAUAUUUUUUAUUUGAUUAAAAAUUUCUGUAUUAGAUUUUUAUUGCUCCAUAAUAUUUAUUUAAAAUAUGUUAUUGCAUUUUUCGACAUCUUUCUAGAAAGCAGUAUGAUGUAACACUGUGAUUCAUCAAAUUAGUGUGACUGAUUUUAUAGAGUUGACAUUUUUGAGGCAUUUUUCUUUGCAAUUAAGGAUAUUAUAUGUGAUGAUUAAUAUCAUAAGAUAAAAACAAUAUUUUUUUCUAUUCUAUAACGAUAUAGAAAUUUUAAAGUUGUUUUUUUGUCAUUCUCAUGAAGCAUCUCAGUUCUGCCAUUAUUUAGCAAUGUGGGGGGCAUCAUUUCAUACUUGAUUAUCUUCUGUAAGAUCAGUGCAGCAAAUGAGUCUCUGCAAGGAACUGCCUUAAGUUACCACAAAAAUAUGCCAAAACAGCUGUGCACAAAGAUUUUACUUCAUAAAUGUGGUAAGGGAAGUUCUGACAGAAUGUAAAUUCAGAAUUUAAAUUCACCAAAUAGCAGAAGUAUUGAGUCGUUGACAGGCAUAAUCAAAAGAGAAUGAAAACUUGCUAACAAUUUUAAUAAACUUUUUUGGAACAGCGAUCAAAAAAUUUUUUGAAAACUUGCUAGCUUGCAAAAGAAGUGCUAUGACAAGCUAGGGUACAAAAAGCCACUCACUCACACACAAACACACACACACACACACACACACACACACACACACACACACACACACACACACACACACACACACACACACACACACACACCUGUGCCCCUCCACAUUGUAUCAGCUAAACACACAAUGCUGAAGCUGCAGUUUGCAAAUGGACUGGAAGGGAGAGGGGUAGGGUGUGAAACAGGCAGAAAGCAAGAAGUGAGGUUGUAGAAGAGUAGCUAGUUGCUCAGAGAGAGGUAAAUGGUGUGCUGGAAAGGAAUGUGGAGGGAUAAGUGUCAGGUGUGUGGACUAUGCAUGUGACACACAGACACUGGAGUCAGUGAUUUGCAAUGAACAAUGAAGAUGAUGUGAAUGUGUGGGUUGCAAAGGGGUAACAGGACAGAAGAAAGAGAAGCUGUUGGGUAGAGGGCAUGGGACCACUGAGUUGGCAAAGAUUCAGGCCAGAGAGUUGUGGAAGCGAAAGAUGUUUUGCAGGACAACUCUCACCUACAUAGUUCAGCAAAGCUGGUGCUGGAGUGAAGGAUCCAGAUGAUGUAGUUUAUGAAGCAGCCACUGAGCUUGAAUUCAGUAUAUGCUUCAUAGCUCAUGUCAUCAGGAUCCUUCUCUCCAGCACCAGCUUUUCUAAACUAUGUAGAGUAGAGUUAUCAUUAUGAAACAUCCUUCUCUCUCAUAACCCACAUGAUCUCAGUCUCUGAUAACCCACUGUCCCCACACCCUCUAGCUAACAGUUAUCUCUUCCUCUGUUCUCUCAUCCAUUCCCAGUCCUUUGUUUCGUUUUCAAUGUGUACUGCAGAUCAUUGGCUACAGUACUCAUGUAUCAUAUCCCAAGUCUGUGCAUCCAUCCCUCUCUCCUGCAUUCAAAGCUGGCACAACUUCUGCCUCCCUCCAAGCUGCUAACAACCCACCCCUAACAUCUUAGCCUGGUUUUUGCCUCUUUCUCCCUCUACCUACCCCAGCUGACACAUUGCCCAUCCCACACUAGCCCACCUGCCAAUUUGCAAUCCUGGCAUUGUGCAUCUAGCAUUCUGUCAAAUGAUUUCUUCCAAAACUAGCAAGUUCUCAUUGCCUUUUGUGUGUGACUAUCACUGACUCAACAAUUCUCUUAUUUUUCCUUUACUUCUAAACGAUUUUAUUUUUCUUUUUUUCACAUGUUUACCAAUAAUUUAAUGCAUGCAAGAUAUGUUCAUAUGCAAAGUUACCACUUGGUUGUUUUUGCAUUGAAUGUAUCUCCAUAGACAGGCUGCUGUUUUAGUUUCCCUUAGUUUUUGAACUAUUCUGUAUUUCAAAAAGAAAGGCUGUUUCUGUCCUACAAACUUGAGUACUAGCAUUAAUUUAGUGAAAAGUAUUUUACAUAUCAUUAGAAAUAUUUGGGCUAUCAAAUAAACGUAACACAUGGGAAGGUAUGAGUAUAUUCGUAGUCUCAUAUUAUGCCAUAUCUAUUACUGAUGUGGUUUCCUGCGUAUUCCUUCAUUUUGGUUCUGAUAACUUGAGGGUAUACAGUUUCCCAGUACAGAAGGAACAAGAUUACAGUUUAGGAAUAAAAAAUUACCUUGUAACAAGGACUGAUAAAGUUAAGGAACAGUUCAUUUAUGACUAUAAUUAAAAUUCUAGAAUUGAUGAGCUUUUUUACCUGCUAAUUAAACAAGGCUUACAUGUUCCAACAUUACAUGAAUUUCAUCACUGUUUGAUUAGAGGAUGAUUGUGUAUGAAUAGUAGAUGGACUGGACUCAGCACUUGGAUGUUUAGCCACACCAUUAUGUUAUUCUGUACAUGUGGUUAAUAAUAGUUUAUAUUUUCUUAUUGAUCUGUCAAAGCAUAUGUCAUACAUAUAUUUUCGUAAGCCACAUGAUAUAGAUUUAUAAAAGAGCUCAAAACUGGUUAUUUCUACAUUGUUGUAUCUGCAUUUAAAUGAAUGAAUGUUACUGUUUAGAGUCAUUGUGCUGUUACAAAAUAUAGCACCUGUUGUUGCCAGAAUGAUGUAGUUUUUAAAUACUUCAUUUGAAUUGAGAAAUAUACUCUGUUUUUAGGAUUUAAUGUUGGUAAUUUUGAAUUAAGUUUGCAGCUACAGGGUUUAAGCUAUAACACUUACUUUCCAAGUAACUAAGUUGCAACUUUCUUAUAAAAUUUAACUUAAUGAUAUGAGGAUAACAGUGUGUAUCACUGCUUAUGAGAAUAUGCUCAAAUUUUUAUAGACAAAUGUUGUGGAACAACUUUUGCUGUUAAUGUUCCUGUAUUUAAAACAGACACACCGAUGAAUGGAGAUUAAUAAAAUUUUCCUAU
Molecule: messenger RNA, 7022 nt
Organism: Schistocerca serialis cubense
Lineage: Eukaryota; Metazoa; Arthropoda; Insecta; Orthoptera; Acrididae
Gene: kar
Product: monocarboxylate transporter 10
Exons: 7
Coding region: 155-1447 (430 amino acids)
Biological process (GO): transmembrane transport
Molecular function (GO): monocarboxylic acid transmembrane transporter activity
Source: RefSeq, a predicted model, not a curated record